AUGUGUUAUUCAGAACAAGCUGCUCCAUGUCAGCAGCCUUCAUGUACCCCAAAUGCCAUUGCCGGGUUGCCUGUUCUCUCAACCGUCCCCUUGUACCAACAUGACACGAACGUGUUCCAAGACUGGGUGGAUCAUGACAGCUGUGGCAGCAGCCGUUUGUCCGCAUGUGCUGAAAUUAAACUUACUCCGAGUACUCAACGACUCUUGGAGAAUUGCAAAACAAAUCCUGCACGUUUCCUUGGCGCAAUCAAGGAAGCUAAAGUAGUUUUUCCAAAUGGACAGGGAUGGGAAGCUGCCCUUGCCACAAAGAAAGAAAACACUGACAUUCGGGAUCUGAUGAGGAUCUACCACAGAUUUGAGUGUUAUAACAUUUACAGCCAUGUUGUGGAGGCUGGUUUUCACACCGGCACGCACUGGGUCCGAGAAAGGCGCUCUGACCUGAUCAAAAAGCUUUGCCAAGAGUUUCCAAAUCGUUUCCAGAAUCAAAAAGCCGCAAACAAGUGUCUCAACUGGGUAGACCAAGGUUGUAAGUAUCAUGAGUGGAGCAAAACAUUUGGUGAAACAGAAGAUCUCGGAUAUCUUAUCGCACUGCCCUCGGACUUGCCUCACUCAGCAUACACAUCCAGAUGCACCAGAGAGCAAAUGAACGCAGCUGCGAUUAAAUUCAAGGAGUUGGGUAUAAGUAAGCUUGUGGUGGAUUUAGAACUUACAAGGCUGGGAAAUCACAUCGCAUCGGCGCUGAGAGAUAUGACAGCCAAGAAGCGGAGACACAUCAGUGGUAAGCACCGUUAA
This is a messenger RNA of Trichoderma asperellum CBS 433.97, 792 nucleotides long. RefSeq lists its product as uncharacterized. The record is from RefSeq and is a predicted model, not a curated record. NCBI's taxonomy places the organism in Eukaryota, Fungi, Ascomycota, Sordariomycetes, Hypocreales, Hypocreaceae.